Molecule: messenger RNA, 741 nt
Organism: Protopolystoma xenopodis
Lineage: Eukaryota; Metazoa; Platyhelminthes; Monogenea; Polystomatidea; Polystomatidae
Source: the annotation of a GenBank genome assembly
AUGUUAGAGACUGUGAUGCACUGGGAUGAGCGUUGUCGUCGCGAGCUAAUUCGACGCCAGUUAGCUGUGAUAAGGACACAGUCUAAUAGUUCACUCGACAAAUUUUCGGCCAUCACAGACGAUAGCAGCGAAUCCAGUCGCCAAAUAAACCAAUCAAACCUAGAAGUUGCAAAAACAUUCGAUUCCAAUGAGACAAGGAAACCAUCUUCAACCCACAUCGUUGACCGAUCAAAGGUCGUUGGGCAAGCUAUACCAAGAGAAAUCACUGUUACAUCAUCGGGAGCAACAGAAAUAGCAAAAUCUGAGCCAUCUUCGUCGCCUUUAUUACGAAUGACCUCAUCCUUGCUCCCUGCUGGAGAGACAGGGCCUAUAUCCGACCAAUUAACCAGCGAUUUAACGCCUUUUCCUCCACAUUUACCCCCCUCGGGUCCUUCGCCUUCACCCACUUCACAUAUCCAUGUCUCCUCUGCUCCCUCCACCUCGUCUAUAAACCAAACUGAACUGGAUCGCCGAUCCCAGCUCGCUCGUGAGGAGGAACAUAAACCCGGAAAGGAUGAGACGAGACCUGACUCUCCUUCCGAUGGUCGACUUAAGACCGAGUCUAGUGGACAUUUAGCUACUGCCUCAGAGACAGAGUCAAUAAAGAUAGAGCUUUCCGAACCAAAGAAUGGCCAGAAUCCUGGACAGAUGUUGGAAGCUAAAGAGGUGAGGCUUGCAUUAAUUAUCUACUCUUACGAUUGA